Molecule: messenger RNA, 3994 nt
Organism: Trachemys scripta elegans
Lineage: Eukaryota; Metazoa; Chordata; Testudines; Emydidae
Product: zinc finger protein 850-like
Exons: 3
Coding region: 244-2496 (750 amino acids)
Biological process (GO): regulation of transcription by RNA polymerase II
Cellular component (GO): nucleus
Molecular function (GO): RNA polymerase II cis-regulatory region sequence-specific DNA binding; DNA-binding transcription activator activity, RNA polymerase II-specific
Source: RefSeq, a predicted model, not a curated record
GGAAGCUGUUGCUCUCUGUCUUUCUUCAGGAUAUCAGGGGUUGAGCUUCCUGGGUCAGUAGCAUCUGCUGCUGCCUCCAUUGUGAGCCGGGAGCCCGGGCUGAGCCGCUGCUGCUCUCCAGCGCGGUGUGGGGAGAGACCUGCAUUAAUCCCCCCCUCUGCCCAGCCGGGGGGACUUUCUGCCCCUGGCAGCCCCGGGCUCUGCCGACACCAGCCCCAGAGCCGGAGCCUGCAGAUCUCUCUGAUGGAGCCAGGGGAGGAGCCGGGCCCCUUGGAUGCAGAGGAAGGGGAGAUCAUGAGAGGUGCCUGCACAGAGGAUGGGAUGGUGAAGAUAAAGGAGGAGAAUUGUCUGGAGGAAGCAGCAUCACAUGGGAGUUUAUUGGGAAUGUUGGCAGGGAAAGUUUCCUCAAGUCCUGAUCAGGUGACGGCAUGUGACUCUCAAUGCAUAUCAGACAGUCAGGGAAAAAAUCCUGGAGAGACAUCACAGAGUAAAGCCACUUCCACUGGCAGAGCUCUCAGGAAAACUAAAAAUAACAAAGCCUAUCACAGAAUUAACACUGCAGAGAAACCCUAUAACUGCCCUGAGUGUGACCAAAGCUUCAAUGUGAGCUCAGACCUUGCUGUGCAUCAGACAAUCCACACUGAUGAGAGACCCUAUAAAUGCAUGGAGUGUGGGGAAAUCUUCAAUCAGAAAUCAAUCCUUGUUACUCACCAGAGAAUCCACACUGGAGAGAAGCCCUAUAAGUGCCCCGACUGCGGGAAAAGCUUCCGUCAGAACUCAACACUUAGGACACAUGAAAAAAUCCACAGGGCAGAGAAACCCUAUGAGUGCCUACAAUGUGGGAAAAGCUUCCGAGUGCGCUCCUACCUUCUUAUGCACGAGAGGACCCACACUGUAGAUAAACCCUUCAAAUGCUCCGACUGUGGGAAAAGCUUCUGUGCAAGCUCUGACCUUAUGAAACAUCAGAGAACCCACACAGGAGAGAGACCCUAUAAAUGCCCCGACUGUGGGAAAAGCUUCAGUGAUUGCUCAGCCUUUAUAAAACACAAGAAAAUCCAUGUGGCAGAGAAGCCCUAUAACUGUACUGACUGUGGGAAAAGCUUCCGUGUGAUUUCAGCCCUUACUGUACAUCAGGCAAUCCACUCGGGAGAGAGACCCUACAAGUGCCCUGACUGUGGGAAAAGCUUCAUCCUGCGCUCAUGCCUUGUUCGACAUCAGAGAAUCCACACUGGUGCUAAACCUUAUAAAUGCCCCGACUGCGGGAAAAGCUUCCGUCUGAGCUCAACCCUUUGUACUCAUCGGAAAAUCCAUACAGCAGAGAAACCCUAUGAGUGCCUCAAAUGUGGGAAAAGAUUCCGAGUGAGCUCCUACCUUCUUACGCAUGAGAGGAUACACACUGUAGAUAAACCUUAUAAAUGCCCCGAGUGUGGGAAAAGCUUCAAUGCAAGGUCCUACCUUAUCAAACAUCAAAGAAUCCACACGGGAGAGAGACCCUUUAAAUGCCUUGAGUGCGGGAAAAGCUUCAAUCGCAGAUCAACUCUUAUCACGCAUCAGAGAAUCCACACUGGAGAGAAGCCCUAUAAAUGUCCCGACUGUGGGAAAAGCUUCAGUGUGAACUCAGACCUCAUUGUACAUCAGAGACUCCACUCGGGAGAAAGACCCUAUAAAUGCCUUGACUGUGGGAAAACUUUCCGUCUGAGCUCACACCUUACUAGACAUCAGAGAAGCCACACUGGUGAGCGACCAUAUGAAUGCCUGGUCUGUGGGGAAAACUUCAGUGACUGCUCAGGACUUAUUAAACAUAAAAGAAACCACACAGGAGAAGAACCUUAUAAAUGCCCUGAGUGUGGGAAAUCCUUUAGUGUGAAUUCAGCCCUUAUUGUACAUCAAAGAACCCACACAGGAGAGAGACCCUAUAAAUGCCUUGUCUGUGGGAAAAGUUUCAGUGACCGCUCAGGCCUCAUUAAACACAGGAGAAUCCAUACAGAAGAGAAACCUUAUAAAUGCCCAGAAUGUGGGAAAAGCUUCAGUGACAGUUCAAGUCUUAUUAAACAUAAGAUAAUCCACACAGGAGAGAAAAUCUAUAAAUGCCCUGAAUGUGGGAAAAGCUUUAGUCACAGCUCAGCCCUUUUGAAACACCAAAGAAUCCAUACAGGAGAGAGACCCUUUAAAUGCCUCGAAUGUGAGAAAAGAUUCACUGACAGCUCAGCCCUUAGGAGACACCGGCGAAUCCACUCAGAAGACAGGCCCUAUAAAUGCCCCGACUGUGGGGAACGAUUCAGUGUGACCUCAGGCCUUGUUAGACACCAGAAAAUCCACAUUGAGGAGAGACCUUUUAAAUGUAGUGAGUGCGGGAAAAGCUUCCAGUCAAACUCACUUCUUAAAACACAUCAGAGGAUCCAUACGGGAGAAAAACCCUAUAAAUGCCCUGAGUGUGGGAAAAGCUUCCGUCAGAGCUCCCACCUUAUAAGGCAUCAGAAAAUACACAUGGAAUAGGUGUUCACAAUGUUUUUCAUUGUUGCUUUUGUUAUGGUGUUUCUAACGGUUCUGCUACACUCAGUCAAAUGGGGAUGAUGGGGUCUACGCUUGGCUGGGUUUUACAGGGUACCCGUUAUGGAUUUAAAGGGUCCAUGCCAUGCCCUGGCCACAAAGGCAGCCCCCCCGGCCUCAACACCUCCGAGACUGAGCCUUUGGACUCCAGCACUCCUGUUACUCAUGUUGAGCUCUGCACAGUGAAUCCAUCUGAGGUAGACUCCUGGUCUGAGACUUCUCCCGCCACACACCUCUCAGUGGUCAAUGCACUUCAGGUGGUGUUGGUAGCAACACCAGGCAGGUGUUUUCCAAACAGGAUAGGUUUAAAUAAUCAACUGGGAUACAGUAUCAGGAAGUCCUUAGGUUAACUUAGGCCAUACCUACACUGCCACGUAUGUCGGCAAAACUUACAUAGUUCAGAGAUGUGAAAAAAACACAGCCCUGAGCAACAUAAAUUUCACCAACAUAAGUGUUAGUGUGCACAGUGCUAUGUCAGUAGGAGAAGCUGUUGUUGGGGUGGUUUAAUUAUGUUGAUGGGUGAGAGCUCUCCUGUCGGCAUAGGGCGGUUACCCGAGAGAUCUUAUAAUGGUGCUGCUGCAUCGGUACAGAUGUGCUGCUGUAAGGUCUCUAGUGUAGACAUAGACUUAGAGAAGCAAAGGUUAAAACCCAGUUCAUACUGGUCAAAGCCAGGGCUUCACAAAGCCAUGCUGUUGUAGGAUCCAUCUUCUCUCUCUGUCCUUCUAUCUCUCAGUCCUGAAUGAGAACUCCUAUGUGUCUGUGAACCUUCUUCUUAAACAAUGAUCCCUGACACCUCUUGUCUCUGUUCUCCAGAAAAAGCCAUGCUGUAUUCACACAUUCAGCCUGCUUGAACCACCUAUUGUUAAGGGUUAAUGUCUGUCAUUGUCUCUUCUGGAUCUUCCAUUGGUAUGUUGUGGUUCUAGCCAGCUUCUGAGGGUGCAUUCACGCCACCACAGAGAGAUCAAACUUCAUAUGUCUCCUUCCCUGUUCCAGGAGAAGCAUUUUAUUCUCUCUGCGUCCAAUGAGUAACAAUGCAAAGACAAAUGGCCAACUGAGACACAUAUUGUUAAUAGAAUCAUAGAAUAUCAGGGUUGGAAGGGACCUCAGGAGGUCAUCUAGUCCAACCACCUGCUCAAAACUGGACCAAGCCCCAACUAAAUCAUCCCAGCCAGGGCUUUGUCAAGCCUGACCUUAAAAACCUCUAAGGAAGGAGAUUCAUAAAAAUAUUGCAGAAAAUUCCCACAUUAAUUACAGAUGGGCGCUGGGGCAUUGAGAGAUUGGUGAUCUGGGAGGCAAAAUGGAGAAUGCUGGGGAAUGGAAUAUUUGGAAGUUGGGUUGUUGCGGGAUGGGCACAGCCAAUAGGUGAGGGAGGUUGGGUGCUGGUGGGUACUUGGAGACUGAGGGUAUGUCUACACUACGAAAUUAGGUCGAAUUUAUAGAAGCC